AUGACCUGGCAGAAAAGAAAAUCAUCACCGAUCAAGUCUGCAGAUGACCCAAAGAUUGGGAGCGUGACAAGUAAUGAAGAGGACAAAGUGAUCAGGAUCAUUUGGGUGCCAGGGCCGCGCACCUGCGUGGGGAGGAGCCGCCUGGCACCGCGGAUGAGCGGGGCGAGGGACGCUAGAUGGCAGCAGGGACCGGCGCUACCGCCAGCCGGGGCCCGGCCGAGAGGCGAGCGAGCGCCCGGCAGGAGAACCGCUGCACCUGGCCUAAGAGAUGAGCCCAAGCUGGAAGUGCCCCGCGGCGGGAGCAGGAAACCNAGCCACCUGGGCCUCAAGCCCUUCGCUUGCGACGCCUGCGGCAUGCGCUUCACCCGGCAGUACCGGCUCACCGAGCACAUGCGCAUCCACUCGGGCGAGAAGCCCUAUGAGUGCCAGGUGUGCGGCGGCAAGUUCGCCCAGCAGCGCAACCUCAUCAGCCACAUGAAGAUGCACGUGGCCGGGCCCGACGGCAAGGCCAAGCUGGACUUCCCUGAGAGCGUCUUCGCCAUGGCGCGGCUCACGGCCGACCAGCUGGGCCUCAAGCAGGAGAAAGCGGCCGAGCUGCUGUCGCACACCUCACACUUCCUCAGCGACCCCAAGGGCCUGGAGAGCCUGUACCCGCUGGCCCGGUUCACAGCCGAGCACCUGGGGCUGAGCCAGGAGAAGGCGGCCGAGAUGCUGGGUGCAGGCCCACUGCUUCAUGGCGACCGGACCAUAGAGCGCUAUUCGCCCACCUAAUGGGGUGGCCCGAGACCCCCAGGGUCGCCCACCGCAGCUAGAGCCAAAGAGGCCGCGUGGCUGCCGGGUCUGCAGAUCCUGUGGGUCCCUCCUCAGAUGGACUCUCUGUAGCAUUUGGGGAGUGGGAAUUUUUUCCCUGAAAAUGUGCAGUGAUGGAGAUCUUCCGCCUCCCCCCACUUCAUGGGGCAGACCAGACCAGCCAAACAGCGAGGGGAGGCCAAGCCCCUCGCUGGGGGUCCCACACGAGUGGUGCUGUUGUGGGGCUGGGAGUAAUAUGCCACAGGGGUGGGGCUGUUUACAGCUGGGCUAUGGCGUGGUGCGAAUAGUAAGGUGAUGGGGUAGGGCUGUGAUCAAACCCCACUUACUGGCCCCCGGCAUCCAUCCCCUGGUGCGUCCUAUCAUAGCUGCUCCCUGGAGGGCUGCCAGGAGCCGUGCCCAGAUACAAUGCAGUCUGUACCGUGCCCCUGCCUUACCUGGCAUAGCCACCAAGUGCCCAGCAGGGGCUGGUGCCUCCCAGCACAAGGAAAAUGUGAACCUGCCUCCUACCUCAGGAGCCAGUCGCUCCCCUCCCUGGGACUCAAGGAGGGCCAUGUCAGUCUCCGCCCCCCCCCCACAACCUCCCUGCUGCAGCUGGACCCAGUACGAGCACAAUAACCCAGCUCUAGGCCCACUGCUUAAAUCUGCCUGCCCUGCCCCGCCCCCAGUCCUAGCUGCCUCUGUUCAGGCCCCCUCGGAGGCCAGCUUCCCAAUGGCGCCAGGCCCGGGGGAGCCAAAGGCUCUGCGAGGGACACAGACAUUUGCUGUUGAAGCAACUGCAGCUCUACUCUGUGCCUCAUGAAAAUCGGCUUUCGCAGCUGCCUUCAGCUGGGAUCCCCCCGGCUUUGCUCACCAGCCUGAACUCCGUCUCGAGAGCGUGGCCCAGCCUGCUGCAAAAGCACUGGGGCCCCUCAGUUGUCCAGGGCUGUCAUGUCCAUUGGGCACAGGCUGCACCACAACCAGGAGGGGCUGUCAAUGCCUGCAAGCCUUUCCUGCCUGGCUCGACCCUUGGUAGGAUGGGUGGUGGGCAGCAGGAACAGAUCUUACCCAAGUAGGCUUGUCCCAGCAGCUGGGCGCUGCCUUCCUUUGGAGGAGCAGAACUUCAGCUGCGGCCACCACCCAGGAUGGAGCUGCCCGUGGGCACAGCUUUGUCCAGCACCGGAUCCCUGCUGGGUGUAACGGGAGCAGCAGAAGGGUUUGAUCUUCUGAGGCCUCUGCAGGAAUCUCUACACCCUGGCCCAGCAAACCCUGCCCAGAGCCUGGGCCUGGCGCCUGCCCCUUGCUGCAGAGCCCUGGUUGGGGCAGCUCCUCUCCCAGCUCUGACUGGAGCUGGGCCUGGCUCCCAAAGACCCUCCUGGGCCCCACCUAGCUGAGCCGAAACCAACCCAGCCCCUGCACCCUCGCUGUACUCAGGGAUGGUCCCAGCAUCCUGCCUGACCCAGGCCAGGCCCAGCUGCCUCACGGGAGAAUUCCUGCCCUGGGCGAUUGCCGAGGAGCCUGGCCCCAGAGACUCCCCCCCCACCCCCCGUCCCCAAUCGCUGGUGGGAGGGAGCAUGGAUCUGGGGCCCGGCUGGCCCUAGACUGAGCCCCUGGGAUGCAUCCAUCCCUCCCCACCCUCUACUCUGUGGGAUCCCAGGUGGGAACCAUGCUGCUGUUUCUCAGGGGGUCUCUGCUGGGAAGUGGGCUGAAAGCAUGAGGACACAGGAGCAGUUUGGUGGGCCCCCCCUCUUCUCUCCUCCCUCCCUCGGCGGUGCCCAGGCAGAGCAGGGCUCUAGGCUGCAGAGCAUGCAGGCAGGGCAGUGAAGCGGGGCUGGGGGCUGGGCUGCUCUCUCCGUGCUGUGCUCCUUGUACCAAAGGGCCGUGUCCCUGUGCCAGGGUGUCUUCCCGUUCCCCCAACUGCUCUGGUGGGAGGCCCCCUCUCCUCUGCUCCCCGGAGGCUCAGUCCUGGCCCAGGAGCUUGUGACGAAGACAAAAUCUCUCAGUCACCUGCUUUGCUGUGCCAGGGAGAGGCAGCAACUGCCUUGCUGGGCCCCACUGGGCAGCAGGGCUCUGCCAUGCUCUGGCGGGGGGGGCUGGGCUUUAUGCUCAAGCCUGUUGGGGGCAGUGCAGGGGCCAGUGACACUGAGGGGGUGAGCGGUUAGGUCUCUGCCCUGGUGGCCAGUGGGGACAGGUGCUGCAUGCAGGUGCCCCCCUACCUGAUAGCACACAGAGCUCUGACCCUCGGGCCGGCCGGGCUGCACUGAGCAGGCAGAUCCUCCCCGCACUCCUGGGUUAAUGGGGCACAAGAUCUAGGUGCUGCCAUGCUCGGAGCCCUGCCUGGGGCCUUCCUUGCUCUGUCCAGGCAGGGCCACCAGAGCCGUUGGGGCUGGGCCCAGGGCCCUGCCGUGAGUGAGGGUCCUAUCCCACCCCUGUCUGGCCUGCAGGAUAAUGUGAAGCUCUUUUCCCUGCCUUGUCUUUUCUCCUUUGCACACCAGGCCGAGGUGGCCACCCCACGGUGCCUGCUCCUGGCCUCCAACCAACUGUGCCUUUAGCCUGACUGGCUGCUCCUCCAAGGGGCCUUGGGUCCAACUGCUCCCAGUGCCAAAUGUCCAUGCCCAGCUCAGGUGCCUCUGGCUAGCAGAGACUCAGGACACUGACCCUGUGUCCCCUUUCCAGCUGCGCAGGAACUUGGGCACCGAGGGGCUCCCCGGGCACCGAAGGGCUUGGCUAGGGCCAGGAAUCCCAGGCCAGAGUCCGGCCCCGGCUGCCCUGCACCCUUGCAGCCAUCAGGGACAAAGCUGCAGCAGCUGUGACCAAAGCACGGGGGGAGGGGACGUAUCCAGUGCCUGGAUCCAGGUCUCCCUGCCCCUGCCCAGUUUGUAUAUUCUUCUGAUUUGUACACGGGCAUUUUGUCCCAUCCUUUUCUAUACUCAAGACCAAAUGAGCAAUAAAGUGAUGUUAACACGUGA
Molecule: messenger RNA, 3755 nt
Organism: Trachemys scripta elegans
Lineage: Eukaryota; Metazoa; Chordata; Testudines; Emydidae
Gene: HIC1
Product: HIC ZBTB transcriptional repressor 1
Exons: 3
Coding region: 1-771 (256 amino acids)
Biological process (GO): regulation of transcription by RNA polymerase II
Cellular component (GO): nucleus
Molecular function (GO): DNA-binding transcription factor activity, RNA polymerase II-specific; RNA polymerase II cis-regulatory region sequence-specific DNA binding
Source: RefSeq, a predicted model, not a curated record